CUUUUGCAGGAGGUUAGAUGUGCGUAUGUGGUGUUGCUAAUGGCCGGCUACUGGGUAACCGAUUGCUUCCCGAUGGCAGUGACGUCACUGAUUCCGGUAGUGAUGUUCCCGGCUUUAGGUAUACUAAGUACGGCGGACACGUGCGCUUGUUACAUGAACGACACUAUAAUGGUGUUCAUCGGCGGUCUGAUCCUCGCCAUCGCAAUCGAGCACAGCAAUCUGCAUCUCAGGAUAGCCCUCGGAGUGAUGAAGACGGUUGGCUGCAGCCACGCGAGACUCCUCGGCGGUCUCUGUGUGGUCACGACCUUCAUAUCCAUGUGGGUGUCCAACACCGCGGCUACGGCCAUGAUGGUGCCCAUCAUAUUUGCUGUACUGCGCGAAUUGGAACAGGUGUCAGCUGGAGUAGGUGCGAUAUUCAAAUCAAAAAUAGUGGAUCCAGAAAGACCGGACAUUCCGCCCGAGAUAAGACCGACGAAAAUAACGAAGGCAUAUCUGUUAGCCGCGGCUUAUUGCUCGACGUUCGGCGGAACCGGAACAUUGGUGGGAACCGGCACAAAUUUAACCUUUAAGGGAAUCUACGAGAGCACAUUUCUCGAUGCCGAGGGAAUCAACUUCACCGACUGGAUGAUCGCGUCCUUUCCCCAAAUGCUAGUCAAUUCCUUCCUCACUUGGGUGUACGUGCGAAUCGCUUUUUUGGGAUAUCUGAGACCGCACAGUAAAGACGCCGAAAUGGCUACGAUCGGACGUGAGGGUGAAAUUGUCACAAAUCAAGUUAUACAGGAGAGAUAUAAGAAUUUGGGGCCCAUAACUUUUCACGAGUACGGAGUGGCCACAUUGUUCUUCAUGUGCGUAUUUCUAUGGAUAUUCCGCAAACGGUUUGUCGUCGGAUGGUCCGAAUUGAUCACUGAUAUAGAUCUCAGAGAUUCAGUGCCAGUGAUAUUCGCCGCUAUCUUGAUGUUCUUCAUCCCUAAGGACCCCAGCUUCAUCUACAGUUACAGUCAAGAUCCCGCUAAAAGACCAAAAAGAUCGUCGGAAGGUUUGAUCACGUGGAAGGUGAUCGAGACUAAGAUGCCGUGGAGUCUGAUGUUCCUUUUAGGAGGCGGUUUCGCGAUCUCGCGUGGAAGCGUCGCCUCCUGCAUGGCAAAACGAAUUGGCGAAGCUCUGAUACCGCUUCGCUAUCUACCACCCAUUGUAAUACUUGCUUUAGUGUGCUUCUUCGAGGGUACAUUAACGGAAUUUACCUCGAACGUGGGCGUCGCGAAUAUCACUUUACCAGUGAUAGCUCAAAUGUGCGUAGCGAUGGAGAUGCAUCCCAUGUAUUUGAUGAUACCGGCCACUUUGAUGUGCUCGUUCUCGUUUCGUCUCCCGGUCGGAACACCGCCGAACGCGAUCGUAACCAUUUCCGGACACAUCCCGACCAACUGGCUAAUCACCGGAGGCUGCGCACCCGCGAUCUACAGUUUGAUAGUAGAAGUCAUCUUCUUCCCGACGUGGGGCGUCUUCGUUUACGGAAUUAAGGAUUUUCCUCACUGGGCCAGACAUGCCGAAGUAGGAAACAACACGAAUACUUGUUAAUAAAUGUCGCGAAACUUCAGAUUUUUUAUCGUCUGAUUUCUUUCCGCAAAAUUCAUCGAAUUGCUUGAUAUUAAAAAAUUAAUAUAUUAAUU
Nylanderia fulva is the source of this 1667-nucleotide messenger RNA. The record is from RefSeq and is a predicted model, not a curated record. Lineage: Eukaryota; Metazoa; Arthropoda; Insecta; Hymenoptera; Formicidae.